Drosophila santomea is the source of this 645-nucleotide messenger RNA. Its product is annotated as spaetzle-processing enzyme. Lineage: Eukaryota; Metazoa; Arthropoda; Insecta; Diptera; Drosophilidae. The record is from RefSeq and is a predicted model, not a curated record. Gene Ontology annotation, molecular function: serine-type endopeptidase activity. The transcript has 3 exons. Bases 40 to 645 code for a protein of 201 amino acids. Gene Ontology annotation, biological process: proteolysis.
UUUAUUCAAAUAUAAUAAUGAGGAUGUAGUUGAGCUCGUAUGCGGGGGAACUCUCAUUCACAAACUGGCGUGCGUCUAGGAGAACAUAGUACAUCAAGGUACUACGCAGUGACCAAGGCCUUUCGGAACAAGAACUUCAAAACUUAUGACUACAGCAACGAUAUAGGGCUACUUCAAAUACAACCAGAGGUGCAGUUUAAUGCUUUCAUCAGACCCGUGUGCAUCAUCACGGAUCCCACAAAAGUGCCCAAUGUCAAAACCUUCCGGGCUGCCGGUUGGGGAAGAACGGAAAACGAGAAAGUUUCGAGCGUGCUGAGAACCGUAGAGUUGAACGAACUGAAUGCAACCGAGUGCUACAAUUUAUUUGGGAUGAACUUACUCGAGAGCCAGAUCUGCGCAGGACAUCCGAACGGGGACACCUGUGAGGGUGACUCUGGAGGUCCGUUGGUUCAUCAGAUGAAUAUGGAGGGGUCUCUGCGGUACGUGCAACUCGGAAUCACAAGUUUUGGAAGGUCGGAUUGCCGCAAUGGAGGAGUUUAUACCCGGAUAUCAAGCUUUAUUGACUGGAUUCUUAUGGUGGUAAACACCUACGCGGUACGCAGUCCUCCGAAGAUCCAGUUUCGAGGAGGAUCUUUCGGUAAAUAA